Cylindrotheca closterium is the source of this 822-nucleotide messenger RNA. The record is from the annotation of a GenBank genome assembly. NCBI's taxonomy places the organism in Eukaryota, Bacillariophyta, Bacillariophyceae, Bacillariales, Bacillariaceae.
AUGAAACUGCUCCGUAUCAUUGUUUCGAUUUCACUGUAUCAUUGCACUUUGAGCAUUCUUUCGAAUGCCUUUCACUUUUCUCAGGCGUGCUUUGUGCAAGCCUUCGUCUGCAACAGUCCAAUCAAUAAGCAACAUCAUCCUUCAUCACAAGUCCGAAAUUUCUUUGGAAUUUUGGCGAAUUCCAACAAUGCUAAUGAAAAUAGUGGAUACGAUAUAGAAGCAGCGUCGGUCAAACUGGUGUGGGAAAAGCUGCAAGAAUCGAGCAGUCGUCCGGUACUUGACUUAUCGUCUAGAGAUGCAUCUCCCGAUGAUUCAGCUACUACCGGUACCGCUACUAGCAGCGAUGACGCAUCCAAUGAAGAAUGGGCAUCUGGGAAACAAUGGCAAGCAACAAAAGAGGCGUUGAUAGAACUGGGAAUAUCUAUUGACGACGAGACAAUAUUUCUGAAGCAAUGUCCACAGUUACUGAGACUUGAUACUGGAAUGAUUCUGGAAACCGCUGAAUGGAUCAUUCAAGAGUUUGGUGGUGCCGACUACUUUGCAAAGCAACCUUCCUCGCCGAAAUUAUUGAGUUAUUGCCUUGUCGAUGUCCAGUAUGGUAUUGAGUUUAUGAGUACCAUGAUGAUGAACGAUGCCAAGCCAUUUUGUAAGGGAUCGUCUGAUUUCUUUCAAACUGCCAUUAACGGUGGCAUUCAAGAACGAUCGAUUUCGAAUGCAUUGGGUGCCGCAGGGUCUGCCACCUAUCAGGCCAAUCAAAAAGUAGCUGGGGAUACCAUGUCCUCAUUGCAGAGUCUCAAGAACCGCAAGACAAAAGGACUGUGA